This is a messenger RNA of Xyrauchen texanus (razorback sucker), 1118 nucleotides long. RefSeq lists its product as uncharacterized. The transcript is spliced from 5 exons. The record is from RefSeq and is a predicted model, not a curated record. The coding region runs from base 372 to 1118 and encodes 248 amino acids. Lineage: Eukaryota; Metazoa; Chordata; Actinopteri; Cypriniformes; Catostomidae.
GCAAGACAGAGGGAGAGCAGAUGAUGCUAUUUUCCUUGCAGACAUGUUCCUUGCUCAAACCAAAGCAAAGGAAGCGAAGGACAAAGCAACAUCUGCUAAAGGUAAUAAAUUUAAUGUCCGAUGGGUGGAGAGAGAUGCUAAAGGACGUCCACUGCUAAAAAGAAGCAGAAGUGGAGAGACACGAAAACGUGCUUCAGCUACAGUUGUUUCUGUGGUUGGCAGUGAGGACGCUACACCUUUUGAGUCACCUGAGGAGGUUCCCACAGUUACCCAAUCAAACUGCUCUUACGGUACCUUACGGUAAUUAUGCAAUUUAGCAAUAAGCGUGAAAGGAAUUAUUAUUUUCUUAUUUCUGUCUUUUAGACAUUGAGAUGCAGAAACUGCAGGAUAUUCUGACCUCAGCAGAUGUUCAAGGCACCAACAAGUCCCCUUCAACAUCCACAUCAUGGUGCUUGCGCCAAUCUGUAGCCCAAGAUGAGUGGCGGAAAGCAAGGUCCUAUCACAGCAACUGCUUGCUGUCCUGCAAUGUGGCUCCAGAAAAGAACUGCAGCCACUGCACAUCUCCUGCCAUCAUUCGCUGCAGAGACUGCAUGCCCCAAGAGUGGCUGUGCAUGGAUUGUGACACACACAUACACAAAAAACUCACCCUCCAUAACAGGGAGUCCUGCAUUGAGGGAAUUUACAAGCCCAUUGAGCCAACAGUGUGCUGUGUAAAAAAAGAUGGCAAAUAUACACUGGUCAAUCAAGUAUGUUUAUUACCUACAGUGAGACCUGUCCAGUUAUGCACUUGCGACCCUUCAAACUUCACAGAAUCAGCUGGCAGAGCAAUAAUUUUGGUUUGCAUAAAUGGUCGGUAUGACUUGCACUUGCCAAACUUGCUGUGCAGAUUAUGUCUGGCUCAUUGGACACCUGACAUGAGCGACCUAAUAAGAAGUGGGUACUGGCCAGCAUCUGUGAAAUAUGACACGCUGUUUUCAGUCGAUGUCUUCAGCACAUUUGAAGAAAUGAAAACUGUUGCACCAGGAUUAUCAAGACAAGGUUUUUUGCGGAUGUUGGAGAGGAGGACUUCAGUGUGGAUCAAAGUUGCCUUAAGUAGAGAUGGGAGAAUAUUAGUGUAG